CACAGUUGAAUAGUACGCAUAAAAUGGAGCCCCUCCAUCUGUAUUCAGAAUUCUCGUAAGAGGCGUGAAGCCCUUGGACUUCCACCGCUGCCAGAUGAAUCUCUGCCAGCUGCACCGCUGCACAUCAGACCCUUAGACCCUUAGACCCUAAGUGGCUGGCUUACAUUAUUACGUUAAAUUCAUUCCUUUCCUGCUGGCCUAGAAAAUGUACCGCUUCUCAUUUAAGAGAGUCAUUAGCCAAAGUGAUUAAUUGGAGGGGAAAUAAAAACCAUUUGAGGGUGCCCAUUACCUACUCGCAUUUAGUUUGGAUCUGAACACACUUUAAACACGCAAUAAGUAAAAACAAAAAUUAGCUUUAUCUGUUUCCAAAUCGAAUCGAAAUACCGGCUUUUGGGCCAAACUAAUUGCCCUGGCCAUCAGGCCGCGUAAUUGCCAAAUAAUGAACAGAGUUACACAUCCAGAAAAACAAAAAAACUGUGAUCAAAUUGCAACCAACUGCCAGAGGAGACUCAACAUGCAGUGGAGCCUGUUGCUGAUUCUGAUUUUGAUUCUAAUUGCCCCGUGGCCGUGCUGCCUGGGCGCCUACUUCAAGUUCACCAACGUGGAGUGCAAAAUUCUGGAUCCGAAAUUCGUCGAGUUCAAAGAGUGCUACCUGAAGCUGGUGCGCCGCAAUGUGGUGGGCAUGAACUUCCAUCUGGGCGUGAAGACUGACAGACCCAUAGACAAGAUCGAGUUCAAUCUGUGCAUAUACCGCAAGUCGAAUGUCUACAGGCUCUUCAUGGUCAAUCAUACGCUGGACUUUUGCUACUACAUGAAGAAGCCGCAACAGUAUCCGCUCUUCUACAUAUUCCACGACUCGCUGAUGAGCGCCACAAAUGCCAAUCACACCUGUCCCUAUCAAGAAAAGGAUAUCUAUCUGAGGAAGAUGACGCUCAGCGAGCAGGCCGUCCGGGACCUGCCACUGCCCAAUGGCGAAUACAAGCUGACGGUGACUGUGGGCGCUUUUAAGGUCUGGCGCCUACAGGUCAACUUGUAUGGAGUGCGUGGAUAGUUUUUCAAUCAUCGUUUUU
Molecule: messenger RNA, 1070 nt
Organism: Drosophila obscura
Lineage: Eukaryota; Metazoa; Arthropoda; Insecta; Diptera; Drosophilidae
Exons: 3
Coding region: 440-1051 (203 amino acids)
Source: RefSeq, a predicted model, not a curated record